AUGAGUCAAUGGUAUACUUCUAUCAAUAUUUGGUGUACACUAAUUUCUUGUUUCGUCUGUGGAGGGCUUUUGAUUGGACUUUCCGUAAUGUCUUACCAUUAUACUGAAUUUGUUGAAGGGUCUUUAAUUUGGAUUCAAAUAACUUCAAUCAGUGGGUUUUCUUGUGGAGUCACUUACCUUAUAUUAGGCCUUGGAAGUGUUUUAUUAUUUAUUCUUGCAUUUAACAUCAUUGGACAAUGUUUGUCUUGUUUGUUUUGUUGCUGUUCUUGUGGGGGUUGUUUGUCAUUUUUUAUAUUAUCAAUAGUUAUAUUAUCCUGUGGUCUUAAUGAAAACUCUCUGGCUAAUUUAUCUCCAGAAGCAAUUGCAGCUAUAGAACAAGACUUUAAUUGUUGUGCUUACUCAAACAACUACACGUCUUGUCAAACAGCCUCUUAUGAUGAAGAUUCAUUUUCAUUGUCAUAUGAAGGAGAUUGUGAUGAUUCGUAUUUACAUUACGUCUUAAAGCAAUAUAAAACAAUUGGGUCAGUUAUGCUAAUUUCCUCUUUUUCAUGUCUUUUUUACGUAGCAACAAAUCUACAAGGAACGCUUAGAAUGAAUGAAGGAAAAAGAGACAACUAUUUACUAAUUCAUUAA
Molecule: messenger RNA, 633 nt
Organism: Entamoeba nuttalli P19
Lineage: Eukaryota; Evosea; Mastigamoebida; Endamoebidae
Exons: 2
Coding region: 1-633 (210 amino acids)
Source: RefSeq, a predicted model, not a curated record